Molecule: messenger RNA, 145 nt
Organism: Racocetra persica
Lineage: Eukaryota; Fungi; Glomeromycota; Glomeromycetes; Diversisporales; Gigasporaceae
Source: the annotation of a GenBank genome assembly
CAGACCAACAGGUAUUAUAGAGUAAACGUUGCUAGGGCAGUAUUGAUAGACUUAAACUAUACCGGAAAUUUUCCUUUAGUUACUAAGACAGCUAUAGUUGAUCAUCGUUUUAAAUUUAAGCCAUUUCAUCCAGUUCUUUACAGAA